Triticum aestivum (bread wheat) is the source of this 1483-nucleotide messenger RNA. RefSeq lists its product as uncharacterized. NCBI's taxonomy places the organism in Eukaryota, Viridiplantae, Streptophyta, Magnoliopsida, Poales, Poaceae. The transcript has 2 exons. The coding region runs from base 100 to 1269 and encodes 389 amino acids. The record is from RefSeq and is a predicted model, not a curated record.
AGGUAACAUACAGCAGGAAAACUAAUGCCCAGGAUCUAGACGUCAACAUUCACCAUAUCCAGUACCACAGGUCGCCAACGCAGCGCCGCCUCGGUGCAGAUGCGGCGGCGAGGCAUGGGAAUGGCCAAGUCGGGGAACCGCCGGACGAGGUCCUCGCCGCCGGCCACCGCCCUCGCCUCCGCAAUCACCACGUCCUCCUCAUCCUCCACAAACCUCGAAGAAACCGCCUCGCCGUACUUCCUACCUCAGCUGAUCCCAUUGACCGCGAGCCGCCUGACGACCCUCGAGGACUUCUUCGCCCUACGUGCCGCCUGCCGCGCCUACCGGGCUCACCUCCCGCUGUCAUCGUCCAACCUCGCCUCACAGGGUCCGCUCCUCCUCGUCCCCCACAAGACCUCUGCCUCGGAAGCGCUCUUCCACGUCCCCCUCCGCCGCAUCCUCCGCUUCCGCCUCCCGCGCACCCCCCUGGCCCAUGGACGCCGCAGCCCCACCUGCUUCAGCCGUCUCUUCACCCCCCAAGACCUCAGCCUCACCUGCUUCCACUCCUUCGGCUGCCGCGUCGCCAUACAACGCAUGAGCGCCAACGCCAGCCGCCCCGAGAUCCGCAUCCGCCACCUCCUCACAGGUGAGCGAGCCCGCCUGCCCGAUCCCCCUGAAUGCGUUGGAGGUGUUCUCUUUUCCGACGACCUAAUCCUCGCCUUCACGCCAUGGCACCGGGACAUCUACUACUGCCGCAUUGGGGAUGCUCAGUGGCAAGCGGCGCGGUGCGACGAAUGCUACCACGUUUACAGUCUGAUGUUCGUGAAAGGCACCCUCUACGCGUUGAUUUAUCCAAAUUAUCGUCUUGCUGUUGUCGAGCUUGACAAGAAUUAUGUGGUAUUGUCGUUUCUUGGUGAGGAACUUAGCCCACAGACAGUUCCAAAAAGUUCGGUGGCCUGGCUCGCAGAGUGUCAGGGUGAGCUAAUGCUAAUUAUCAAAAUCAGGUUGUAUCGUGUUUUCCAGUGGGGAUCCGGGGAAAGGAAGUGGGCGAGGACACAUAGCCUUGGUGGUUGCAGCUUGUUCUUUAAUAUGCAUGAGUUCGCUGGUUGCCUUGGUCCAGAUCAUCCGGGAGUUCGAAGAGACUGCUUGUACUUUACUGGAAGCCUUGGGAACUGGAGCGAGUAUUCUCUGGUUGAUAGAUCUUUGCAUGAAAUUAUUGCUGACUACCCAGGGCAAGCAGUACGGAAGGAUUUUGUGCCACUGGCUUGGGUCCUUCCAAGCAUUUGUUGAUGCAGUACAAUGUCUAUAAGAACUGCCUGGAAGUUCUCAAGAAGAGAAAUUAAUCUGGGAAGGUCGCUUCGGGGUCGCCGAUUCAGUAUGCUUUGCGGUCUGUAGCCUGAUGAAGAGAACCAUGGCUCUUUUGGCAGGCUGGUAGUCGUUUCCUCUCGUUUUUCUGUACACACGCUUUGUGUGUAAACAAAAUAACUCUGUGUUGAACUGUUGA